Vespa mandarinia (Asian giant hornet) is the source of this 3261-nucleotide messenger RNA. RefSeq lists its product as uncharacterized. Lineage: Eukaryota; Metazoa; Arthropoda; Insecta; Hymenoptera; Vespidae. The record is from RefSeq and is a predicted model, not a curated record. Gene Ontology annotation, cellular component: cytoplasm; nucleus.
GUAUUUUUUCGCCGAACUAUACCAGUAAAUGUGAUUGUCUAUUGCCAAAUCCAACGUAUUCUAUUGAAAGCUCAAUAUUUUACACCGUUCGUUUGUCAAUCAUUUUCUAAGUUUAUAGAAAUUAUUCUGAAAUUGUGUAUUUACUUGGUACUUUUUCAACGAAGAUUAAUGACCUUGGAAGAUAGAACAUUUGGGAUCAGGAAAUAUAAAAGGAGAGAAUCAAAGUAAGUAGAGAGAAGAGAAGACGGAGUCGGCUUCCUCGUGGGUCGAUCGUGCCGUUGAAAAAGCAAUAAGGAGAAGGGAGAAUAAGAAAGAGAGAGAGAGACAGAGAGAAAGAAGGAGAAAGAGAGAGAAAGGGGAAGAAGAAAGGAAAGAAGAGAGUGGGAGGGAAAGAAAAGGAUAGAAAAAGAGGAAAGGCGCCGUCCUCCUAGUGGUCGUCCGGCGAACGUCUUCGUGCUUUUUAAGACGCGGCCGGUGGCCGGUCAAUAGUUUCCCGGUUUCUCUCUUUCUCUCUCUAUCUUUCUCACUUCUGUGUGUGUCUCUCUCACUCUCUCUCUCUCCCUCUCUCUCUCUCUCUUACUCUCUUCGGUCGUACACCUGUCCGUCGUGAAGUUGCAGACGGAGAGGUAGGAAGGGGUUAUGGUCAAUAAACGCAACCACGUCACACGCAGCCUAUCGGCGACCCCGCUUGGCCCCUUAAAGUGGCCCCGAACGAAAAUCUUACAUGUCGACCCGAUAUUUCCUUUUGUGCGUUUGUCUGCAGAAUAUCUUGAGAAAAGUUCGAUCGAUUUUCAUUUGCCCGAUAUCGACGGAUUCCGUGUGUCCCGAGGAUUGUACGAUUGUGAAACAAGACACGUGCGCGUGCCGGUAUUAACAAACGGUGGGUUGUUCGUACGUGUACGUGGAUUUACCGAAUUGCGUCCGCCAUUGUUGUGAUUGGUGGUGAACGUUCCAGAGAAGACGGCAUUUCUUAACUUCGGACGCGCAUGCGCAUUAUCGCGACAAACCCGACGACGCUCUUCUUUCGAAUUUUCGGAGACGCGACGCACACACACACACGCUCGCGCGGCAACAUAUACACACGACGCACGCACGCUACUACUACGCCAUUAUUACUAUCCUACUAAACGCAUACAAACGUGUGUCGGCGCGCGCGCGCCCGCCCGAGCAUUUCGAAAAUCUCAUUUACCGAUGCUUUUUUACGCACGUGCUUGCAACCCUGAUUUUACACCUGUCGCUUGCGUUCGCACGCGCCCGCGCAUUUCGUUUGACGCACUUUUACAAUUAUACAUUUAAAAACGCCGGCUUGUCUUUUACUUCUUUCUUUCUUUUUGUUUCUUUUUCUUUCUUUCUUUUUCUCUCUCUUUCUUUCUCUCUCUCUUUCUCUCUCUCUCUCUCUCUCUUUCUUUCUUUCUUUCUUUCUUUCUCUCUCGCCCUGUCUCUUUUUUUACGUUUCUACAAGAAGGAAUCUACGCUUACCCAUUUUCUUAAAGGAUCGCUGGCGUUCAUAAUGUGCGCGUCUUCUUAUAUCAUAAGAUUUUAUAUCGACGUAUUAUUUUUAAAACGCAAUUAUAUCGAUUCUACACUACGAUACUUAAAUUUUGAAACGAUUUAACAAUAUAGAUGAUAAAUAUCAUAUUCAGAGAUAAUAUACUUCUGUCUUAUUGGACAUAAAAGUGUCUACAACAGUCUGGAGUAUAGUGAGGAAUAGAAAGAAACUACACAGUGGAAUUGGCUGGACGUGUAUGCCCAGCAUAUAUUUUGCUAGGAUUUGUUUUUUUAAAUUUUGUAAAGAUGACAGUUUAUAUUAAUAAUGAUGUUUGUUACUCGCAUAAUUACGUGUUAUGCCCAAGGCAAAGAAGAAAUCUUACCUUAGAAAGGUAAGGGAAAUGCGAGAGUAUAGACGACAAAAACUAAUGUCAGAAACAGCAGAGGAACGUGCUCUAAGAUUAUAUACAUCGGCUGAAAGAAUGAAGAACGCUAGAGCAAAGGAAACUGAAGAACAAGCUGCUCUAAGAAGGAUGCAAGAAGCUCAGAGAAUGGCCAGGCAUCGUGCUAAGAAGAAGCGUUGUCUUGAUGAAAAUCUAGCUAGGGAGAUAUCUAAAAUUGCAGAACUCUCCAAAAUGCCAGAUGCAGCAACGAUCGCUCAAAUGUCUGAAAUGAAUAUGAAUAAAAUAUCUGCAGAAUUGAAGCAGAUGAUGGAAAGAGGAAAAGUUCCCGAACAUAUAGUACAGAUGGCUCAACUUGCGGAAUUUAGUAAAAUGACUGAAUUAAACAAAAUGUCUCAAGAUAUGGCGAAGAGAUACGAAAUGGAAAAGAUGGCAGAAUACGCUAAAACGACGGAAUAUGUAAAAAUGCAAGAAAUUGCCAAAAUGUCAGAGAUAGCUAAAAUGAAUGAAAUGGUUAAAUUGUCGGAAAUGGCUAAGUACAAUGACAUAACGAAAAUAAGUGAAAUUGCCAAAAUGAAUGAAAUGAUCAAAAUGUCUCAAAUGGCAAAGAUUAAUGAGGCACAAAGAAUGAACGAAAUAGCAAAAUUAAAUGAAAUGGUAAAAAUGACAGAGAUGGCUAAAUAUAAUAACGAUAUAACGAAACUCAACGAGAUCGCUCAAAUUAAUGAAAUGGCUAAAGAGAUAGCAAAAAUGAAUGAAAAAACUAAAAUGAAUGAAAUGAUCAAAAUGGCAAAUAUACAGAAUGAUAUAGCAAAAAUGCCAGAGUACUCGAAAAUAGCCGAAAUGGCUAAAUUAACAGAGUUAGCUAAGCUUAAUGAAAUAACAAUAACAAAAUUAAAUGAUCCUCCUCCACCCAAAGUAGCAGAAAUUCCAAGAAUUCCUGAACCUGUGAUUACUGUGCCAAAUCCAAGGAAUUUGCAAAACGUUCAAACUGUUCAAGUAGCACAGGCUAGCCCAUCUAGUACGAUAAAUUUUCCGACUGUGCCUGGUCAGGGUAAAUAUGCCCAGCUACUGGUUAUUAUCGAAGAACUCGGUAGAGACAUUCGCCUCUCGUAUGCAGGAAGCCGUAGUGCCGCGGAACGUCUGAAAAUGGGUAUACAGCAUGCACGGAUUCUCGUACGAGAAUGUUUGUUAGAAACAGAACAUAACGCGCGACAAUGAUCUGUCGAUGAACUUAGCCGCUAGAUUUUUAGCAGAUUAUUUUCCAAGAUGAUAUGUAUGAUCUAUCGAAUGCAGCAGAUUAUUAUCUUUGUUCAAACAAAAAAGUUUACAAAUUACAAGAAAUAUAUCUGCUGCUAUGUAUAUUAUGCCA